UCCAAAUCCUCCUCUGAAAAAUCUGGAACCUCGAAUUUGUCAUGUAUUGAAUUGCUCUGACGUGGAGAAAUCUUUAUUUUUUGAUUAAUCUGCAAAGAACACAUGCAGGGUGUUUAUUAAGAAUUGAAAUAUUUAUAUUAUUAACGGAAUGAAGAUUGCUGGUAGUGUAGCAACCCUAACAAUAUGUUUCAUAUUGAUACAUUAUGUAAACAGUCUUGCUGUAAUGUCAGUUGAUUUGGGUUCAGAAUGGAUGAAAGUAGGAGUCGUAUCACCUGGAGUUCCAAUGGAAAUAGCUUUAAAUAAAGAAUCUAAAAGAAAAACACCAGCUAUUAUAAGUUAUAAAGAUAAUGAGCGAUUAUUUGGAGAAGAUGCUCAAACAUUAGGAAUUCGGUUUCCAAAGAGUGCUUAUGUGUAUUUACUUGAUCUAUUAGGUAAAGAUAUAAAUCAUCCAAUGGUGAAAUUAUAUCAACAACGUUUUCCCUAUUAUGAUAUCAUAGAAAAUCCUAAAAGGAAGACAAUAAUGUUUAAGCAUGAUGAAGACAACAUUUAUUCAGUUGAAGAACUAUUAGCUCAGCUACUAGUAAAAGCUAAAGAAUUUGCUGAGCAGGCAGCUCACCAACCAAUCAAAGAAUGUGUUAUUACUGUCCCUGGUUACUUCAAUCAGGUUGAAAGAGAAGCCCUAAUUCAAGCUGUAAAACUUGCUAAUUUGAAAUUACUUCAAUUAAUAAAUGAUUAUACAGCUGUUGCAUUAAAUUAUGGAAUAUUUAGAAGUAAAGAUUUCAAUGAAACAUCACAAUAUAUUAUGUUCUAUGACAUGGGAGCAUCAUCUACUACUGCAACAAUAGUUAGUUUUCAAAAUUCAAAAACUAAAGAGAGAGGUUAUUUGGAGACUCAUCCAGAACUGAGCAUAAUAGGAGUAGGAUAUGAUCGUACUCUAGGAGGUUUAGAAAUGCAAAUUAGGUUACGAGAUUACUUAGGGGCUAAAUUCAAUGAAGUUAAAAAAACUAAAAACAAUGUUUUCGAAAAUAAACGAAGCAUGGCAAAACUCUUCAAAGAAGCUGGCAGAUUAAAGAAUGUGUUAUCUGCAAAUGCUCAACAUAUUGCACAAAUAGAAGGUUUAUUAGAUGAAGAAGAUUUCAAAUUGUCUGUUACACGCCAAGAAUUUGAAGAUUUAAUACCAGACUUAUUGGAAAGGGUCGCUAACCCAAUUGAACAAGCAUUGAAAAACGCACAACUGUCUAAAGAUGUGCUUCAUCAGGUUGUACUCUUUGGUGCUGGUACUCGGGUUCCAAAAGUUCAAGAAAUACUUCGUAAUAUUGUUGGACAAGAUUUAGCUAAGAAUUUGAACACAGAUGAAGCAGCUGCUAUGGGUGCAGUCUAUAAGGCUGCUGAUUUAAGUACUGGUUUCCAAGUUAAAAAAUUCAUCACAAAAGAUGCUGUUUUAUUUCCUAUUCAAGUUAUAUUUGAAAGAGAAGUUGAAUCCCAUGUGAAACAAGUUAAACGAACUCUAUUUGGCUUGAUGAAUCCUUAUCCUCAGAAAAAAAUUAUUACAUUCAAUAAACAUACUGAUGAUUUUACUUUCAACGUUAAUUAUGCAGACUUAGAUUAUUUGAAAGCUAAUGAGAUAAAAAAUAUAGGCAUACUAAACCUCACCGAAGUCUCAUUGACGGGGGUACGGGCUGCUAUUGAAAAACAUCCAUUAUCAGAGAAUGUUGAAUCUAAAGGAAUAAAAGCUCAUUUUCAGAUGGAUGAAUCAGGAGUUCUCAAUUUGAUAAAUGUAGAUUUAGUUGUAGAAAAGAAAGUUAUUGAGACAGAAGAUGAAGGAACUUUAUCUAAAUUAGGAAGUACUAUUAGUAAAUUAUUUGGAGGAGAAGAAAAAGUUGAAGAAAAACUUGAGGCAGACAAAAUACCCACAGAAACAUCCAACAUUACAGAGAAUGAAAAGCAAACUAAAGAAACUAUUGAAGGAAAGUUAACAUCAAACUCGUCUGAUAUAAAAAAUAAUACAAUGAAAACAAAACCUAAGAUUUUAUCUAUCAAGGAACCAAUACUAGUAAAUAUUAAAUCGAUGAACAUACCAUCUCUUGAUCAAGAACAGUUUACCCAAUCUCAAACUAAACUAGAAACAUUGGACAGUUUAGAGAAGGAGAUUUUGAGAAGGUCUACUGCUCUUAAUAAUCUUGAGACAUUUGUUGUUGAUGUUCAGAAUAAACUUUCUGAGGAUGAAUACUCUGAGGCAGUAACAGUUGAAGAUAAAGAAAAAAUUCUAAACCUUUGUUCUUCUGUAUCUGACUGGUUAUAUGAAGAAGGUGCAGAUGUAGAUGCAGCAACUUAUGAAACCAAACUAGAAUAUUUGAAAACCGAAACUAAUCCAUUAUUUGCAAGGGUAUGGGAACAUCAAGAAAGACCAGAAGCUUUGAGUGCUCUCAAUUCAAUGUUGAAUCAUUCUACUCAUUUCUUGGAAUCUGCUAAAAAUCUUACAGAAUCAGUGAAUCCUACAAAAAAUGUUUUCACUGAUAAAGAAGUUCAAUCCCUAGAGAAAAUAAUAUCUGACACACAAGAUUGGUUAUUGAAGAAUGUUGAAGCUCAGGAAAAACUGAAAAGGUAUGAAAAUGUUGUUUUGACAGUAAAAUCGAUAACAGAAAAAAUGGGCUUAUUAGAUCGAGAAGUAAAAUAUUUGGUCAAUAAAUUGAGGAUAUGGAAACCAAAGAAGGAAGAAAAGAAAGGAAAACCAAUAAAAAAGGAUGAUACUCUACAAACUCCAACAGAAGAAGAAAGUGAAAAAAAUGAAACACUGACUAAUGGAAAUGAAGAAAAACAAAGUAGUAAUAAAAUUGAAUCAGAUGAAGAAAUGAAAAAUGAAACAGUGACUAUUGGAAAUGAAGAACAGAGUAGUGAUAAAAUUAAAUCAGACGGAGAAAAGAGUGAACCACCGCAUAAUGAACUAUAAAAUAAAAAUAGAAAACAAUUUUUUAUAUUUCUGUUAUAUUAAUAUAUUAGGCAAUUUCUUUAAUUAAUUUAUUGAACAAUUUGAUGUGUGUGAUCUACAAGAUUUCUAAGAUAGAUUAAAAAAAUAGUGUGGACUUGAAA
This is a messenger RNA of Harmonia axyridis, 3090 nucleotides long. RefSeq names its product hypoxia up-regulated protein 1. Gene Ontology annotation, molecular function: ATP binding; ATP-dependent protein folding chaperone. Lineage: Eukaryota; Metazoa; Arthropoda; Insecta; Coleoptera; Coccinellidae. The transcript has 2 exons. Gene Ontology annotation, biological process: cellular response to hypoxia; negative regulation of hypoxia-induced intrinsic apoptotic signaling pathway; endoplasmic reticulum unfolded protein response. The coding region runs from base 149 to 2950 and encodes 933 amino acids. Gene Ontology annotation, cellular component: endoplasmic reticulum chaperone complex. The record is from RefSeq and is a predicted model, not a curated record.